This is a messenger RNA of Apiotrichum porosum, 966 nucleotides long. RefSeq lists its product as uncharacterized. Gene Ontology annotation, biological process: mRNA splicing, via spliceosome. The transcript is spliced from 3 exons. Gene Ontology annotation, cellular component: U2-type catalytic step 1 spliceosome. The record is from RefSeq and is a predicted model, not a curated record. The coding region runs from base 1 to 966 and encodes 321 amino acids. NCBI's taxonomy places the organism in Eukaryota, Fungi, Basidiomycota, Tremellomycetes, Trichosporonales, Trichosporonaceae.
AUGUCGGAGCGUAAGGUCCUGAACAAAUACUUCCCGCCGGACUUUGACCCGUCCAAGCUCAAGCGCCGCAAGGGCGGUGUCAAGGAGACGCAGAUGACUGUGCGUCUCAUGGCACCGUUCUCGAUGCGCUGCUCGCGGUGCGGCGAGUACAUCUACAAGGGCAAGAAGUUCAACGCGCGUAAAGAGACGGCCGUCGGCCACGAGUACAUGGGCAUCAAGGUGUUCCGUUUCUACAUUAAAUGCCCCGUGUGCUCGUCCGAGAUCACGUUCAAGACCGACCCGAAGCAGGGCGACUUUACAGUGGAGCACGGCGCGACGCGCAACUUUGAAAACUGGAAGGAAAACGACCCGACAGGCAAGGCGGGCUACCUGCCCGGCGCUGAGGAGGACGAGGAGUUUGACGACGAGGGAAACGACAAGGCGUCACGGGACGCCAUGGCCGACCUGGAGCGCACGCAGGAGCAGUCGCGGCGCGAAAUGGAGGUCAUGGACGAGCUCGCCGACCUGCGCCAGCGCAACGCCCGUCUCGAGACGACGCGCACCGCCGACGACCCCGAGGCGCUCCUUGCCGCGCUCCAUGCCGAGAAGGAGAGUAAAGAGCAAGAAGAGAGGCGCAAGGCCGAAGAGGCAGAGGACGACCAGCUCGUGGCCAAAUACUUUACAAAGCUUGCACCCCCCAAACCUCCCGUCGGCGCCAAGGUUGCCUCCGCGGCCGCCAACGACAACGACAACGGCGAAGACGACGCCGAGGCCUCGGCGCACGCAGAGUCAUCGUCAGCGCCGGCACUCACGAUCAAGCGCCGUGCCGCCGAGGGCGCUGGCGCACCCUCCGUCUCGUCCAUUCUUGCCGCCAAGGGCAAGACGGCCGGCCCCGCCCCGACCCCGGCCGCUGCGACUCAGCAAGUGAAGCGUAAACGCGAGGGCAUGCAGAAGCUGCUCGGCAUCAAGAAGAAGACCAAGGCGUAG